GCAAUUGAGCAAUUGUGCAAAAUGGAUGCGCUACGCUUCCGGGGUUCACCAUUCGCCCGAUUUACGGGCCAGUCGACCGGACCGGGCCAUCCCCGCCCACCGCCACACCCACAGUAUCCGCAACGCCCACAGGCGAUGGGAGCACAUGGCAUCAGUGCCCCCGAGCCGCUGAUUGUGGUGGAGGAGUCCAAUCUGCCGGAGGAGCAGGACGACAGCUCCGAGCCGACGGUCUCCAAUCGCGGCAGCCUGGACAUCGACUCGCCCGUGAAUCCGUAUCUGCUCUCGCCCUGGCGGGAUCCUCGCGAGGCCAGGAAGCAUUCCCUGCCCUCGCAGCAGGUGACCGACGGCAUCACGGCCAGCCAAGUGCGCCGGCUCUCGGAGCGCGGAGGCGAGGGAUCCGGGCCCACACCCAAGGAAGCCGCCUUCCUGGCCACCCUUUCGCAGGCACCGGCGCCCACCGGACGUCGCCACUCGGUGGUGACCAUCUCCAAGGUGCCCACCACUCUCUUUGGGCGCUCGCGCCGCGAAUCCGUGGCCGCGUAUCCCAACAGCAAUGGGAGCAGUCGGGUGCUGAGCUCCCGCCGGGAGAGCAACACAGGACCCCCAUCGACAGACCCCAUCGGCAGCAUCCACAACCUGCAGCUGGACAUCAUGGACGACAUCUACUUGCAGUCUCGCAAGGCGCGCUUGAAGCUCUGGACCUCCUCCAACGAGAAGGUGUGCGAGGUGCAGACCGUCGACGAGGCGGGCUCCGGCCAGCCGGGCCGACGAUUCACUAACCGUCGCUACUCGGAAUGCCCCCAGCCAGGAUUGGCCAGCUCCUUUCGCCGCGCCUCCGAGCUGCCGCCGUCGCAGCAGCAGCAGCAGCAGCAGCAGCAGCAGCAGCAGCUGCAGCAGCAGCAGCAGCAGAAUUCUGCUCGUGCCUCGACGCGUCGCAAGAAGUCGGGCAGUGGCACUGGACUCCUGGGCAGUCGUACAGAUAUCGCCGGCAUAUUUAGUUCGUUGACCAGCUCGGCCAUGGAUGUGCACCGGGCAGAACCAGAAGGUCGGGAUGGCAGCUCAAGUGCCAGUUCUUCGGCAACGGCACCGGCCAGUAGUCCGUUUCUCAGCCAGACGUUUCAGGCGGCCGCUCGUGGGCGUGCCACCAGUGCUACGCCCACACCGACGGCCCACAUCGGAUCACUGGCGGUGGGCGGCGGAGGUGGUGGAGGCGGUGGGGCAUCUGGAACCACAGGUGGCCUACUCGAUCCCAAUGCCGGCCGGUCGACGCGAUCCAACAGCUUCGAUGUGUCGCUGCUGAACAACGCCAAGCAGCUGGUGAGCGAUGUCCAGGACAACGGAUCCGCCACCCUGUCCGGUUGGUUUGCCAAGCGGCACACGCCCUUGGCGCGCAAGAAGAGUGUCCGGAGCAAGAGUUCGGCAGUGGCGCUGUCCAAGGAUGUGCUGGAGCGGCUGCAGAAGAAGGAUCCGCUGGGUGGUGACUCUGGCAAGCCGAAGCUGAAGCCAAGGAGCAAGCAGAAGACCUGGGCGGAGUCCACCAAGGCGACGGUGGAUGCCACCAUUCUGGGCACGGCCAUCGAGGGUUUCCUGCGCAAGAGCUCCAAUGCCAGCAUGGGCGGAUCUUCCGGCGGCGGUGCCUCCACAUCGGCAGCGGCACGCGGUGCUACGCCCAAGGCGGGCCGGGAUUCGGGCAGCGCCAGCGGCAGUCCCGCCCACGGUGCCCGGCGUAAUCGACCAUCCGCCAGCAGCUCGGCUCAAUCGCAGGCCGGCCGGGCCGUCCGCUCCACGCUCAAUUGGUUCGGCAAGGCCGACGAGGACGACUCCAAGGACACCUGUGACGCCUCGCUCUGCGCCACGCUCAAGGACCUCUUCGUCAAAUAGGUCGCGGGGCGCAGAGGCAAGUAAGGCAAUGGGCCGAGUCCCGUCUAGAGCAGCACACCGCACACGCAUCACACAACACAUUGAAUCAAACACUGAGAACACCGAGAA
Molecule: messenger RNA, 1989 nt
Organism: Drosophila erecta
Lineage: Eukaryota; Metazoa; Arthropoda; Insecta; Diptera; Drosophilidae
Product: E3 ubiquitin-protein ligase TRIP12
Exons: 4
Coding region: 22-1881 (619 amino acids)
Source: RefSeq, a predicted model, not a curated record